UUUGAGAACCAGUGAUCUAGAAUAUUUUAAGAUUGAAAUAAAUAAAAAUAAAUAAAAAAAACAACAACAGAAGGAGACCACAAGGCAAGUCUUAGAUAAAUAAUAUGGAGUUUACUAAACAACAGAAAAACGGGUGUAGAGGAAUGGAGACUCAGCAGGUGAGCAUCAAACAUUACUGGAGGUGGUGUCAGCUUAACAAGCUCCUUUUUUCAUUUGCAGGUGUCUUAGUUCAUGGUUGGUAGUAGACGAAGGAGAUCAGGAUCAGCAGGAGGGGGAAAUUACAACUCAGGUGACCGUGACCGUGCAGGAUGAGUGCUGGGACCUGACGAGGCUGAUGUUUCUCUGACAACACUGAACAUACCGAACACUGGAUUGAGCUACCCUUCCAGUACAAUAAUUCCAGAUAUUAUUUUGGCAGCCUCACUGCACUGUAGCGACAACUCUUCGCUGCUCUUUCUACGUCAUCUACGACUUCAAAAAUCAUUAGUGAGGCUCACAACGACGUGCUUUCUCAGUAACCUCAACUCUUCAAAAUGGAGGAUGAUUAACAAACAGAAGAACGGAUCAUUUGUUUACAGAUUCCUCCCACAGAGAGAGCACUUCUAAAACAUUUCACUCAACAAACAUAAAGAUGAUUAGAAAGAGAACUCUUCGACAUUUCAUUGUGUUUGUCAGCGUCUCCGGCCCUAUCUGUAUAGUUCUUUUCCAUCAAACGUCUACCAGGAGUUUUCUCAAGGAUUCGUGUAUGUGUAACUGCGCAAUGGAUUCGGAGGGUCGUUCAUGGUUUUCUCAACGAUAUAAACCCUCUGCUAACGUGACGCUCAACAGAAAGAACGGCCUGCUGGAUUUCCACACCUAUUGGUGGUGGAAGAGCCUACAAAAUGAAUCAGUUGUAGCCAACUACACACAAGUUGUGGAGGUGAUGUUUUCCCUCUUCCCAGAUAAAGAUCACUACACCGACAGCAGUCCCAGCCGCUGCAGAACCUGCGCUGUAGUGGGCAACUCGGGCAACCUCGUCGGAUCCCGUUAUGGUGCACUCAUAGAUUCACAAGACUUUGUUAUAAGGAUGAAUGAGGGCCCAACAAAAGGUUUUGAGCGGGACGUGGGGUCUAAGACCACUCACCGUGUCAUCUACCCCGAGAGCGCUGUGGACAUGGGCGUGACGACUCACCUCGUUCUGUUGCCCUUCAAGAUUCUGGAUCUGCAGUGGCUCAUCAGCAUUUUCACCACCAAACACAUCGAUCUGACAUACAUGUAUGUGAAACCAUCAAUCAUAGCAGACAGAAAUAUGGUGAUGAUCCUCCAUCCUGCAUUUAUAAAAUAUGUCUAUGACAGCUGGCUGCAGGGUCAUGGAGAAUAUCCUUCCACAGGCUUCAUUUCAGUUAUCUUCGCCCUGCACGUCUGUGAUGAGGUCAGCGUGUUUGGGUUUGGACCUACAAAAGACGGAGUUUGGGAUCAUUACUUCGAGGAUUUUAAAAGUGACCCUAAUGAAGGCCCUCAUGAUGGAGACUUUGAGGGCAAAGUGAUCUCUCAGCUCCAUCAGAAACACAGAAUUAUGUUGUAUAAAGGAUGGUAAUAAAGCACAAAGCUGGAAACAGAAGUGCGUUCAUAUGAAUGCACACACCUGUCAAGUCAUUUGUAAACUGUAAAUACAAUUAAACUGUAAACUGUGUGUGAGAUUUUUACUGUUAAAAUGUGAUUUUAUAUUGGAAAUUGUAUUGAAAUUCAAUUGUGUAGUGUUGCAUGCACUAUUAUACAACAGUUGGUUGUGAUCUACUGGUCAAGCAGUGUUUCUAGUGUGUGUGUGUGUGUGUGAGUUCACUCGAAAAAGUCUGAAGCAAAUGGUAUAAAGUCUGAAGGCCAUAGUAUAAUUAGGACAUUUAAAGUUCACUUCCAGAACAGAAAUUUACAGAUCUUUUACUCACCCCCUUGUUAUCCAAGAUGUUCAUGUCUUUCUUUCAUCAGCUGAUAAAAAAUGAUGUUUCUUGAGGAAAACAUUUCAGGAAUGUUCUCCACAUAGUAUAUCAAAUUCCUGAAUAUUUUUCCUCAAGAAACAUCAUUUUUUCAGCUGAAGAAAAGCUGGGGGUGAGUACAUUAUCUGUACGUUUUUGUUCCGGAAGUGGACUUCUCCUUUAAGUAGCUUUUAUAAACACGCCUUAGAUAAAAACACAUUACUGGUGCACAGCUUGAUACAGAACACUGGAACAGACAUAUUUUAAGAUCCAUCAGUGCAAGUUUCUUUCAGUUAAAAAAAGCCCAGACAUGCAUUUUAGUCUGGGGCUUAAGCCUCGUCUGCGAAACCAGUGGUGUACGUCUCAUUUCUGCCGAGCUUGAAUCCGUCCUGCUGGCAUCUGUCUUUGUUGUUUUCACCAAUAAAGUCUAAUUGUCCCAUCUGGA
Messenger RNA from Labeo rohita (rohu), 2397 nucleotides. RefSeq names its product CMP-N-acetylneuraminate-beta-galactosamide-alpha-2,3-sialyltransferase 1-like. Lineage: Eukaryota; Metazoa; Chordata; Actinopteri; Cypriniformes; Cyprinidae. Gene Ontology annotation, molecular function: beta-galactoside (CMP) alpha-2,3-sialyltransferase activity. The transcript has 9 exons. The coding region runs from base 632 to 1576 and encodes 314 amino acids. The record is from RefSeq and is a predicted model, not a curated record.